GUCCAUUCAUUCUAAGUUUUUGUUUUGUUUUUUUUUUUUUUGUUUCCAUUUUUUUCUCUGUUUUAGAAUUGGUUAAUAUAAUUUGAUCUUACAAUGAUAAUUGAUAAAACGAUUUUGAUUAACAUCGUGGUCACCAUCAUCGCCGUCAUUGUUCACGGUUAUGAUGCCGAUAUUGAUGAGAAAUUUCCAAUAAUUAAUGAUCGUGUUGUCAUUGGUGUACUGGCACAAUAUCCAUAUAAAGAUGAACAUCAAUAUAUUGCUGCUAGUUAUGUAAAAUUUCUGGAAAGUUCCGGUGCACGUGUGGCACCAAUAUUCUGUGGCCGUACAUCUGAUUAUUAUGAAACAUUAUUACCAAAAUUGAAUGGUGUAUUAUUACCUGGUGGUGGUAGCCCAUUAGAUGAAGGACCUUAUGCCGAAACUGUGGAUAUAAUAAUUGAAUCAAGUAAAAAAUUCUAUGACAAUGGAAAAUAUUUUCCAAUUUGGGGCACUUGUUUAUCGUUUGAGAAAAUUAUUGUCCAUUUUCUAAAUGGAAGUUUAAAAUGGGAAUCACAAUGUCAUGUACAGAAUUUAUCAUUAAAUUUAGAACUAGAAGAUUCGGUUAUUAAUGAUCCAAAAUCGACACGUAUGUUUCGUGAUAUGGAUUCAAUGAUGCCCGAAUCUUUCCAUAUUUUACAACAAAAGAAUGUUACUGCCAAUUAUCAUCGUAUCUGUAUGGCAUUAAAUGAAUGGGAAAAACAUGAAGAAUUGACGAAAAAUUUUCAACUUAUCAGCCAUAAUAAAUAUAAGAAUUAUACAUUUGUUUCAAUGUAUGAACAUCGAAAAUAUCCUAUAUAUGGAUCAAUGUGGCAUCCAGAAAAGAAUCAAUUUGAAUUUGUCAUCAAUGAACAUGUUGGAAAUAUUAAUCAUGAUCGUUGGGCUAUUAUUGUUGCCCAAUAUUUUGGUAAUUUUUUCGUUAAUGAAGCACGUCGUAGUUGUGGACGUUUUAAGGAUAAAUUGGAUGAAAGUCAACAUUUAAUUUAUAAUUAUAAUGAUUAUGUUGAAUAUACUGGUCAGAAUGGAAAAUCAUCAUAUGAAGAAAUAUAUAAAUUUCCUGUUGAUGUAAAUCAUGGAUCAUCAUCAUCAAUACCAUCAUCGAAAGGUUCGAUUUUCAUUCGAAUCAUAUUACUUAUUACAAUUGUUCUAUCUAAUUAUCAUUAGGUAAUCGUCAUGAUGAUUAUUUUCGUUAUCAAUUGAUGAAAUGAAAAAUUUUUUUAUGUAAUGUAACAUCACAUAAUUCAAUUGAUUGAUUUUUAUUGAACUUUUUUCAUUUUUUUUUCAAUAUUAAUAAACACAAGUGAACAUGUGAUAUUGAUUCAUAUUACAGAGAGAAAAGAAAA
Dermatophagoides farinae (American house dust mite) is the source of this 1376-nucleotide messenger RNA. RefSeq names its product gamma-glutamyl hydrolase-like. Gene Ontology annotation, cellular component: vacuole. Gene Ontology annotation, biological process: tetrahydrofolylpolyglutamate metabolic process. NCBI's taxonomy places the organism in Eukaryota, Metazoa, Arthropoda, Arachnida, Sarcoptiformes, Pyroglyphidae. Gene Ontology annotation, molecular function: gamma-glutamyl-peptidase activity. The record is from RefSeq and is a predicted model, not a curated record.